This is a messenger RNA of Pichia membranifaciens NRRL Y-2026, 2397 nucleotides long. RefSeq lists its product as hypothetical. The record is from RefSeq and is a predicted model, not a curated record. NCBI's taxonomy places the organism in Eukaryota, Fungi, Ascomycota, Pichiomycetes, Pichiales, Pichiaceae. The transcript has a single exon. Gene Ontology annotation, cellular component: cytosol. Gene Ontology annotation, molecular function: GTPase activity; GTP binding. Bases 1 to 2151 code for a protein of 716 amino acids. Gene Ontology annotation, biological process: ribosomal subunit export from nucleus.
AUGCCUCCAAAAAACGUUGAAACAAGAAAAUGGAAACCUCCAAAGGGUCCAAAGAACACCCCCCACAAGAACAAGAAUACCAUUGGUCUCGGAAGAACCAUUAAGAAUGCAAAGGCUUUGCAGAACCAAGUGUAUUAUCUUCCCGAUGGGCAGAUGAGAUUCACGACAGAUAAACACGAAGCGGAUUGGGUGAAAUUGAGAUCUGUCACCCAGGAGAAUGCGUUAGAUGAGUUUUUGAACACUGCCCAGUUGGCAGACACAGAUUUCACUGCUGACAAACACUCAAGUGUGAAGAUUAUUCGGGUCAACAACCAAGCGGUUGACACAGGAAGUUACAACCCAUAUCUCCUAACGUCUGCGGAAGAGGCAAAUAAGUUCAAAGUGCAAAAGGAACACAUCAAGGACCUAAUUGUUCCAAGGAGACCAGCAUGGGACUCCAACACUACCAAAUUUGAACUUGAGCGAAUGGAGAGUGACGCUUUUUUGGAAUGGAGAAGACGUUUGGCUGUGUUGCAGGAAGACCAUGACUUGCUAUUAACCCCGUUUGAAAGAAACAUCAUGGUGUGGAAGCAACUCUGGAGAGUUGUUGAAAGAUCUGAUUUGGUGGUCCAGAUUGUGGACGCCAGAAAUCCUCUUCUUUUCAGAUCAACCGAUUUAGAGAAGUAUGUUAAGGAGUUGAAUCCUUUGAAGAGAAAUUUGUUGCUCGUGAACAAGGCCGACCUUUUGACCUACCAACAAAGAUUAACAUGGGCAAACUACUUUAAAGAAAACGGUAUUAAGUACACAUUUUUCAGUGCUGCGAAGGCAAAUGAGAUAUUGGAAAAGCAAAAAGAGGAAGAGGAGGCUUUGAAAAGGUAUGCUGAUGAGCAUGAAGGAGAAUUGCCUCCUGUUUACAGAUCACAAGAAAAAACUGAAAGUGACGAAGAAUCUGAAAAUGAACUCGACAUAUCCGAACUAUCUGAAGAACAAAGGGCCGAGUUUUUGAAACUUCAAAAGGAGCUUGAUGAACUUGAAGAGUUGGAAAACGAAAUGCAAGACUAUGAUAUCGAUGACGAAGAUGAAGAUCGUGAUGAAGAUGAAGAACACCAUAAAGUAGAAGAGAACUAUUUUGACGAAGAGGAUGAACCCGAAGAUGCAGAUCUUCGUGAGAUGACCCGUAUUAUCACAGUUGAAGAAUUAGAGGAACUUUUCUUAAGAGUUGCUCCCGAGCCUCUCAGUGUACCACCAGAGGGACAGCCAAAGAGAUUACAAAUUGGUUUGGUAGGUUACCCAAAUGUUGGUAAAUCUUCGACAAUUAAUGCCUUAGUCGGAUCAAAGAAGGUUUCUGUUUCUUCGACCCCAGGUAAAACGAAGCACUUUCAAACAAUUUUACUAUCGGAUGAAGUGAUACUCUGUGAUUGUCCAGGUUUGGUUUUCCCAAACUUUGCAUACACCAACGGUGAAUUAGUUUGUAAUGGUGUUUUACCGAUCGAUCAGUUAAGAGAAUAUACAGGCCCAUGUCAACUUGUGUGCCAAAGAAUCCCUAAGUUUUUCAUCGAAGCAGUGUAUGGUAUAACAAUCCCUGUAUUGUCUGAAACAGAAGGUGGAACGGGUAUACCUACUGCUCAAGAACUUUUGACUGCAUAUGCUAGAGCAAGAGGUUACAUGACUCAGGGUUUUGGUUCUGCUGAUGAAAGUAGAGCUGCCAGAUACGUUCUAAAAGAUUUGGUGAGCGGGAAAUUACUAUAUGUUGAGCCUCCACCACAUGAUGACGGUUCAAAGGCGACUGAAUCUGAAUGCAGAGAGUUUAAUAAAGAGCUAUACAACAUAUCACAUCUACCUGAGCAGAGGAGGAACCAAUUGAUUCAAGCCAUCAAUGCGAAAGGUUUAUCCAUGAAAAAUUUUGACCUUGCUAAGGAUUUAGACAAGGUGACAUUUUCUGGUCAUUUAUCUGUUGAAGAUGAAUCAAACAAACAUCGGUCUAGAACUUAUGGUGGUAAGCAAGCAGCAUUGUAUAGUGCCUCGAACGAAUUAGACGACGAAUUUUUUCAUAUGAAGUCUGUCGAAGGGAAACUUACUGGCCCAUUUUAUAGAAACAAGGCUACGACGAACCAAGAGAAAAAACACAACAAGGCAAACAGGAAGCAGAAGACUAGAAGAUUGUUGAGCUAAUGUUUAUGGGUCCCGUCCUCUUUUUUUUUCUAUAUAAAGAUAAAUAUAAUAAUGCCAUAUGUAUACUAUACAUUUCUUUCCCUCCUUUAAUGAAACGCAUCAUCGCCCAAUUCCUCCGUAAGCUGUUGAAUUUCCCUUUCUAUAUCUUCUAAGUUUGAAUCAAGUGCCUUCAAGUCAUCGAACCUACGCUGUUUCUUGAAAUCUUGAUACAUACUCUCCACCACAUAUUUCUGCUCAUUAAGUACC